AUGACUCGAAGGUGCAAAAAAGUCCGGUUCGAGGACAGUACAGAAACAAACGGAACCCAAAAGAUACAUUGUUCCGGAAAUGGCAUUCUAAAAGUCCAGAACUGCUCGGAAGAGGAGCCGCGGAGCUUGUUAUCCCAGCUGUUUGGCGGCGCAUCCAACGUGCCGGCCAAGAACGCUCCGCAAGUAUUUGGUCUCAUCAAAGACGCGAUCCUGUUUAACAAUUACCGCAAAAAUCAGCACGAGGACCACGAAGGGUGCUUGCCGUCAUUACUGGAGGCAUACACCAUCUUGAACUCAUGUUUAAAGACUCGGGAAGGAGCCACCGAGGUGGCUGGCGAGGCGAGAAAAGUUAUCCAGGCCAUAAAACGCGAUUUUUUGACACUUAAAAACACUACAGACGUGCUAGAGGUGCGUAAUAUUGUACAGAUUUACAGGGUAUUGGACGCUAUGUUCUCUGCGGAGCCCAUCGCUAGCGUAAUUGAAGCCGAGUACGUUAGAUUCUUUUUGGGCAGUGCCAUCGAUAUUCUGGCCUCUCCUGACGCAUCCAAAGCACUUACUGGGGCAUGUAUACGGCUUUUUACGAAUCUCUAUUAUCCAAAAGCGCUGUCGAGCGACAUGGCAGCACGUCUUCUUAAGGCCAUUGGAACGCGACCCACUUUCCCCUCGGCCACGCUGGCUAUUGAAUACCUCACAGCAUACCGAAUGAUGCUGGUUCAUCAUCGCAACUUGAUGGCAACAAGUGCUGUUUUGUGGGUUGCAACCAUUGUCAACUUGUUGUGUGACAGUAACGCCUUGGUUCGCCAACAUGCCCUUCACACAUUGACUGAAUGCAACCGUAAACUGAGCUGUGAGCGAUCCAUAUCUUCUGCAAUUUUCGAUGCAUUUGACGCGACCGAUGCUGAUGGCGAGCCAUGUGGUAAUGUGAUCUGCCAAAGGCUUUCGGUGUUUGUAACAUUGCAGGGGGAAAGCCGCACCACUAUGUCGAUUUGGAGUAAUGUUUUGCUGGCUCUGCACUCAAAUAGCGGUGACAAACUUGUUGAAUGGCCCUUCAUGGUCAAAUGGAUAGAUAUCUGCAAACAGGCAUUACAUUCCGCGUUCUUGUCUACCCGUGAAGCCGCGUUGAUUGCCUGGCGCACUGCUAUUUAUGUUCUUGCGUUUGACACCAAGCCCCAACAGUACGACCGCUGCUUACAAUUUUUGAUAUAUCCUUUGCGAAUCGUACGUGAUAACGUUCCGGCGGUAAUCUUGAAGAGACAGCUUGGUAUUCUCAAUGCUCUUCUAUAUAUUGGACUUCGCAUUCAGCCGGUGACGCCAGAGCUUUACGACUUGGUCUGGACCAACGUUGUCGCACCAGUUAUGCAGUAUUUAUUUGCCAGUGGCUGUUCAGAGGCGCAAACGGAAGCUAUCAAAGUUUUGAAUGGUAUUAUCCGGAGUGGCCAGCUUCAAACUCCAGGGUCAAAACCUCAACGAGCCAAAAUUAUCGGCAGCGACGUCGAGCUUUCAGAAAUCGGUGGGUUUCCUACAUGGUGGAUCAAACAGAACCUCAGCCUUGUUUUGGAACUUGUCCUCGAUAUUCGAGAGAGCGCAGGCACUGAUGUCGUGAUGGGCCUGUGGCAAUCAAUUGCAGCUGUCUGUAAACAAUCACUGGCUUCUGAGAUCCAUGAGAGCAAUGAUUCAGUCAACAUGGUCGCUAGUAUGCUCACAUUCAUUCAAAAGGUACCGGAGCCGAAUGUUGUCGAUUUCGCUAUGCCUAUGAUCGACACAAUCGGCGUCGCGAGCAUGCUUUCGCGCCGGUUCGCACUAGGUGAUGACAAUGUGGUUGCUGUGGCAAAGUCUCACGCCAAUAGUGCGAUUUCUAUUAUUUUAGGCAGGAUUUUUGCUGUUGUUGAUGAAAAGCCUGCCGAGCAGGCUCUUGUUCAGAUUCUCAAUAAGACAGGGACGUUGCGACGAGCGCUCAGUUUGUUGAGCACCGCUGUUAAUAUUGCUCCAACUGGCCAAGUGUGGAAAACGUGCGCCCAACAGACAAGAAACCAGCUCACGUCAGAGCCCUGCACACUCGAGGGUGAUGAUCUUGACAACGUGUUGGCCAUAUUGAGCGUUGGUCCUGAGCGGGGCCUCGACAAAGAAGCAUGGGAAAAAUGGCUCGAGUUGUUUUCAGCUACGCUCAAAGCACACGGUAAGAACGAGCCAUUUGUCACUUUGAUGGGUCGCUACGAUGCUAAUCAGCUGGACCUACAGACUCUUUUGGACUUGAAAGCGGGGCCCCUCUGUAAUCGCAAUGAUUUCAACGUUGUUAUUGUUCGAGCUUUAUCUCUCCGUGCCCACGAUUUGAUUGCACUCGAACCUAAUUUAAGUGGAAUUGCGUCAUCCUUCCGGGUCCAGCUGGCUCGUCAGCUCGUGACGGCCACCUAUAAUGUACAGAAUGAUUUCUUCCCUCAGGUGCUUGACUUUGCUGAUAAGUUGGUCGAGGACACCGAUAUCAUUGCCAAUGCUGAUAUCUUUGCCAUGGGGUUCCAGUCGUCACUGGACGAGCACAAACAGCAUACGGCAGACAAAUGGAACAGUUUGUUUGCCAAUGUACCAAUCGAGGCAGAGUUCUCUGACAAGGUUGUGGCUACCAUCAACCAUGUUCACUCAGGUCAGAUUGCUGAUAUUGUUAUUCCGCCAUCGAUCCCUCUGUUAUCGUCCUCUUUGGGAUCGGAAACACCUUCUCGCAAGCGGUUGGCCUUCCCUAGUUCAUCACCUCCGCAGUCCCCUACUGAGGACUUGGCCCGUUUCAAGAAGCGACGCACUGCCGCAGAUGGCUACGACUCGCACACGCUUGCGACACCACCAAACAGCAGCGACUCGUUUACGCCGGGCAUGCAUGCCAUGGAUCUGUUCAGACGGCUGCAUGAAACCAGCGAUCCGUUCGAGAUCGUGACAAUCAAGGAGGAGCAUAGUCAGAUGGCCAAGCCACGACCCAUUCCGUUGUUGUCUGAAAUGGAGAACCUGUGCUCGUCGCCGCCUCGGUCAAUGGCCCAGGAUGACAUGCGGGAACGAAGUAAAGAGUUGGGCAUUUUGAAGAGCGCGCUCAUGCGAUCAGAUCUGCGACGCAACCUCAAGAAAGGUGUGUCAAAGUCCGAGUGCCAGCUUCUUGAAAAGCUCCUAAUGGAUACACUUGUUGCUGUGCGGAUUCACAUGGCCAACACGGCGGAAUAG
This is a messenger RNA of Wickerhamiella sorbophila, 3201 nucleotides long. RefSeq lists its product as hypothetical. NCBI's taxonomy places the organism in Eukaryota, Fungi, Ascomycota, Dipodascomycetes, Dipodascales, Trichomonascaceae. The record is from RefSeq and is a predicted model, not a curated record. Bases 1 to 3201 code for a protein of 1066 amino acids. Gene Ontology annotation, biological process: telomere maintenance. The transcript has a single exon. Gene Ontology annotation, cellular component: nucleus.